CUGGAGAGCUGUUCUCAGUUAGGACUGGAAACCAGCAGUACUACAGGCAACUUCAGGAAACUGUCAGACUUCAAAGUGUUUCUUUCACUGUUAACCGAUGAAGAAUGGGGGAGAUAGAAGGAACAUACAGGGUCCUGCAGACAGCUGGUACGCGCUUAAGUACUCAGACCCCAGUGGGCGUGAGCACCCUUGAGCCAGGGAAAAUGCUGUCACCCAGAGUGCCGGAGAAGCACACACGUGUCAGAGUGAAGCUGCUAGACAACACGGUGGAAAUAUUCAACAUCGAGCCCAAGUACGACGGCCAAGUUCUGCUGAUGCAGGUGUGGAAGCAUUUAAAUCUGAUUGAAUGUGACUACUUCGGUUUGGAGUUUCAGAACAUCCAGUCCUACUGGAUUUGGCUUGAACCUAUGAAACCCAUCAUUAGGCAAAUACGAAGGCCAAAGAAUGCAAUGCUUCGCCUAGCAGUAAAAUUUUUCCCACCUGAUCCUGGCCAAUUACAAGAAGAGUUUACAAGGUACUUGUUCGCCUUGCAGCUCAAGAGAGACCUGUUGGAGGAGCGCUUGACUUGUGCCACCUCUACAGCAGCCCUCCUCACAUCCCACCUGCUGCAGGCGGAAAUAGGAGAUUAUGACGAAGCCCUGGACCGAGAGCAUUUGAAAGCCAAUGUGUACUUGCCCAGCCAGGAACAGGCUUUCGAAAAGAUCCUGGCCUUCCAUCAGAGGCACACGGGCCAGACGCCUGCUGAGUCAGAUUUCCAGGUGCUGGAAAUUGCUCGGAAGUUGGAAAUGUAUGGCAUCAGGUUUCACACAGCUUCUGACAGGGAGGGGACCAAGAUUAACCUGGCUGUUUCCCACAUGGGUGUCCUUGUGUUCCAGGGCACCACCAAAAUCAACACCUUCAACUGGUCCAAGGUCCGUAAACUAAGUUUCAAGAGGAAAAGAUUUCUUAUCAAACUCCACCCCGAGGUCCAUGGACCCUACCAGGACACGCUAGAAUUCUUGUUGGGUAGCAGAGAUGAGUGUAAGAACUUCUGGAAGAUUUGUGUGGAGUACCACACCUUUUUUAGGCUUCUUGACCAGCCUAAGCCAAAGGCAAAAGCCGUCUUCUUCAGCCGGGGCUCCUCCUUUAGAUACAGUGGAAGAACACAGAAGCAGCUAGUAGAUUAUAUUAAAGAUGGUGGGAUGAAAAGAAUUCCAUAUGAAAGGCAGCACAGCAAGACCCGGACAUCAGUACAUGUUCUGACUGCAGACCUGCCAAAGCAGAGCAUCACAUUCACCGAGGGCUUGAGAUCUGCCUCUCUGUCUUCAGCAAACGCCGCCUCUUAUCCACUCGCUACCUCCCCUUUGUCCCCACCCGGCCUGCCUGAUUUCAAGGACAGAAGCAGCUCCCUCGUGGAUCCCCAGGCUCCCUACAUCACCAGUGCAGCUGUCAAGAAUGUGGCCACAAUGAGGAGCAGUGGAGCAGCUGAAAGGCCCAGCGCCCCAUUGGCCCAGCCUCUCCGGUCCCCUGUGCUCCAGUCUAGACCAGGCCUUGCGGUGGACAGUCCUCAGCCUACUUCCAGCCAGAAGAGUCCACUGAGCCUGAGCCCUGUGUCUCAGGCGGCUCUGGGCCCCACUGAGCAGGGCUCAUGCCCCCUGCUCAGUCCUGUUCUUAGUGAUGCUGGUGGACCCAGGACGGAAGACCAGGACGAGCCGAGGCACAAGCGCAUGCCAGAAGAUGAGGCCUAUUUCAUAGCCAAGGAGAUUCUUGCUACAGAACGAACAUACCUAAAGGAUUUAGAAGUUAUUACUGUGCUCCUCCCACAGUGGUUCCGCAGUGCAGUAGUCAAGGAGGAUGCCAUGCCUGCAGCCCUGAUGACCCUGCUUUUCUCCAACAUUGAUCCUGUAUAUGAAUUCCACAGAGGCUUCCUGCGUGAGGUGGAGCACAGGCUGGCGAUCUGGGAAGGGCCCUCCACUGCCCAUACAAAAGAUAAUCAUCAACGAAUUGGGGACAUCCUACUCAGGAACAUGCGUCAGUUAAAGGACUUUACCAGCUACUUCCAAAGACACGACGAAGUCCUGACAGAACUGGAAAAGGCCACCAAGCGCUAUACAAAGCUGGAGGCGGUGUACAAAGAGUUCGAGCUCCAAAAAGUCUGCUACCUGCCACUCAACACCUUCUUGCUGAAGCCCAUCCAGCGGCUGGUGCACUACCGCCUGCUGCUGAGCCGGCUGUGCAGGCACUAUACACCCGGACACCACGACUAUGCCGACUGCUGCGACGCCCUGAAGACCAUCACGGAGGUGACUGCUACUCUCCAGAACAGUCUCAUCCGGCUAGAGAACCUGCAGAAGCUGAUGGAGCUGCAGCGGGACCUGGUCGGGGUGGAGAACCUCAUCGCUCCUAGCAGGGAGUUUAUCCGUGAGGGUUGCCUCCACAAGCUCACCAAGAAGGGUCUACAGCAGAGGAUGUUCUUCCUGUUUUCUGAUAUGCUGCUGUACACAAGCAAGGGCAUCAUGGGGAGCAGCCACUUCCGGAUCCGGGGCCUCCUUCCACUACAUGGCAUGCUGGUAGAAGAGAACGAGAAUGAGUGGUCUGUUCCUCACUGCUUCACCAUUUAUGCAGCUCAGAAAACAAUCGUGGUGGCAGCCAGCACUCAGCAGGAAAAAAAGAAGUGGAUGAUGGACCUGAGCACUGCAAUCCAGGCAGCCAAGAAUAGCAGCAGAGGUGACAUGUCCCCAGGACUGCCAGGAAGCCCUUUGUGUACGCGUCCCCCUCGGUCCUCUGAUGAGGUCGUGCUGGAACAGGAGCCAGAAGACACCACUCAGUGCCCUGGAAGCUCCCUGGAAGGGCAGGGCCAGCACCGAGCCAACACCACAAUGCACGUGUGCUGGUACCGGAACACAACUGUGUCCAGGGCAGACCACAGCGCUGCUGUUGAGAACCAGCUUUCAGGAUACUUGCUAAGAAAAUUCAAGAACACCAAUGGCUGGCAGAAGCUCUGGGUGGUCUUUACCAACUUUUGUUUGUUCUUCUACAAGACUCACCAGGAUGACCACCCCCUGGCCAGCCUCCCACUGUUGGGCUACAGCGUGAGUGUCCCCAGGGAGGCAGAUGGCAUCCACAAGGACUACGUUUUCAAGCUCCAGUUCAAAUCCCAUGUCUACUUCUUCCGGGCUGAGAGCAAGUACACAUUCAAGAGGUGGAUGGAGGUAAUUGAAAGAGCCAGCAGCUCGUGUGGUGCCCCAAGCCUGGCACAGGACAGCCCAUGGCCCUGCUCAGAGGUGGAGGGGGUGUUCAAGAAGAAGGAAGAGUGAAGCCCACCUUGGCUAGGCCAGGACUUGCUGCAGAGAACUGCUCAUACCAGAGAUGGCCAUCCCCGUCCUCAGGCUGCACUGAGGAACAGAGGUGGCAAAGUGCGGUGACCCUCAGGUUGCAGUGCAGGCCUGGACAGAUAUCUCACUCUUGAGACCUCAGUGGGGAGACACAAUUACCCUGGGAUGGGGACAAGGACCAUGGGACUUUAGAUGGGCCCCAGAGCCUGGUCUACAGGUCAUAGCAAGCUGAGAAUCAGGAAAAAGCUUCUCUCAUUCCCAUCCCCUCUACCUCUGGAGAAGAGGAAACCAAAGCCCCCUGCAGCCCUGGGAGGGUGGGGCCUCCUCCACCUUUUUAUCUUCCCUGGACACAGACACAUGACUCCUGCUCAGGCAUGUGAUUACAAAUAAACAUCAUC
Molecule: messenger RNA, 3712 nt
Organism: Fukomys damarensis (Damara mole-rat)
Lineage: Eukaryota; Metazoa; Chordata; Mammalia; Rodentia; Bathyergidae
Gene: Farp2
Product: FERM, ARH/RhoGEF and pleckstrin domain protein 2
Exons: 27
Coding region: 105-3296 (1063 amino acids)
Cellular component (GO): cytoskeleton
Molecular function (GO): cytoskeletal protein binding; guanyl-nucleotide exchange factor activity
Source: RefSeq, a predicted model, not a curated record